AUGAGGUCGUUUAUCAGACACCGCCGCAACGACCUGGGCCAGCUGAUCGACGACGCGUUGGCCAUCGACCUCCAGGGGGCGCCCCCGAAUAACCCCAUGACCCGCGAUCUCCAGCCGGUGAUGUCUCGAGCCAGCGGCCACUCCCAGCACACCCCGGUCUCGCUGCCAGUGGUGGCGCAAGUACUGCUGUUUGGCUCGCCCAAGAGCUUCCAAAACCCGCAAAACGUCGCCAGUACGACUCAGCUGAAGCUGCUGCCGAAAAAGUUGCUUACGCCCAUACGCAACUUGUUUGGACCGAAAACGUCGCCGGAGGCACGUAAGAUCGAGCCGAGUCGGUACCUGGAGGAGAACCGACGGCUGCGGCUGCGGCCGCUGUCGUUUUCUCGCGUGGUUUCCAACGAUAGCCAUACUCUGAGCUUAAUGUAUGAACUGCGCCGCCUGCCGCUAAUUGGCGCUAGUCCGGCUAAAUCGAGUGAGGAGGAUACGUUUAAAGUGCUGCCACGAGUCACUGGACGCAGUAAUAAAGGGUUUGAAGUGAUAAAGGGGAUGGCGGGACCACCACCACCAACUCUGGCCUUACCCAAGAAACCAGUUGCUGGAAAGAAAUAUAUCAUCAGUGGUCCCAUUGGUCCUCCCCGACUGCUGAUGUCCAACUUUGAUGCCCCUCGAGACGCUCCCGAGCCUCCCCGCCGUCUGGGUGAAUCGCAACGGUCAAUCCAGUCUACCCUUGAUAAUACUAAAAAGAAACGGAAAAAGAAGCGGAGAUUGAAACCGCCCAUCCAGUUUGAUAGCUCGAAACCAUUACCGCCAACCCCCCAGGGGUCGCCUGACCCGCCACGGCCCCUGAAACCCCCAGCAUUAGAUUUGGUGGAACUGAACUUUAAAGCCGUCAAUCACGAUAAUGCCAUGAGUCCCAGAUUAUAUGGUGAUAAGUGGGAGCCUCGACCGUCUUCGGAAUCGAGAAAGACUCUGGAAAGUAGGGAUUUCGUUGAUCCUAGACGGACGCUGGAAUCUCGAGAGUAUGGUGAUUCUCGCAAGUCUUCAGAGUCUCGAGACUACGUCGAUCCACGCAAAGUAUCAGAAACUCGUGAAUCAUCGGCAUCAAGAGACUACGGGGAGCCAAGAAAAGUACUGGAGACUCGGAAAUUACAAGACUAUGUUGAUUCACGCAAGUCACUGGAAUCACGACCAGACUAUAAGGAAUUGCGCAAUUCGUUAGAUUCUCGAGAUUACGUUGAUCCUCGAAAGUCAUCUGAUUCACGAGAUUACGUUGAUCCUCGAAAGUCAUCUGAUUCUCGAGAGUUUACUGAUCCUCGCAAAUCAGCCGAUUCACGCGAGUUUGUCGACCCAAGACGGUCUCAAGACUCACGCGAAUAUGUCCGUAAGUCGCUGGACUCUCGUGACCUUGAAGAUACUGGCGGUAGAACUUCGAUUAGUCUGCUCCCCAGUCAUCUAUCAACACCGCUGACGGUACACUCGUUCCCUGGUCCUCAGCCCCUUGUACGUGAUGACGAUAUUCAGGAGGAAGAGGAGGUUGAUCUGCUGGAUUUAGACCAUCUGGACGACUCAAACUCGCUGCAGUUCUCCUUUAUCAAGGAUAACAUCGGUGGUCGUAACACUUCAGUGAAGUAUUAUAAAACGAUCAACCCGACUAAGGACUUACCCACCCCUCCUCCCAUCAACAACACCUUCAAUGAGCACGAUCUUGGCUACGAAGUGGAUGAAUUUAGUGAUUACGACUAUGAGAAUAAUGGCUAUGAUGACGACGAUGACGGUGAUGGCGAAGUUGGGUAUAACGAUGCCCUUGACGAAGAAGAAGUGGGGUACAAUGAUGCGUUAGGGUUUGAUGAAGAAGACGGCAUGGACUAUAACGAUGACUAUGACGUUGACGAUUACGCUGAGGCCGAGUUUGAGCCGAAACCACCGACGGUGGGAGACGACCACAGCUAUACUGAUAACCUGUAUAAGCUGAAGGACGAGGAGGAAGCGUUUCACGCUCUGGAGAAACGUAUACCGUGCCACCAGGAGAAAAAGGAAGCGACUACUCCUACGACUGCUUCCCACCACCACCCCAACUUAGACUCGCUUGAGCCUCCUCCCAGACUCCGUCCGUCUAUUGUGGGGGUACCCCAGCUUAGUCGUGGCAAUUCGUCAACGGGGGAGGACCUGGAACUGUCGUAUGGCGACGAUAUUCUCCAGAACUACCUCGAUAUGGGUCCCCUGCCUCGCAGUGAUCGUCAAGGCAGUUCACUUAACCGGGGUGAUUCCGUUGAUACUUCAAAUUUCGCCGUUACUCCACCUCGUUUACUCGAACAACUUGCUCCUCCUGACUUGGACGAUCCUCAACUGCUGCCUCAAGUCGCGUUAUUUCCUCCCUCAGUGGCUGGUACCGUUAAAGUGAGACGUCGUCGGGGGCUGGCUCCCGAUACCCCACAAGCGUGGCACCGCCACCACCAGCUGUUCCUUCUUGCAGUUCAGAAUGGUGAUACUCUCGACUUAGACCACCUGCCGUUUCGAACUCCCGGUUUAUUCCGCAGUUUCCACGACCUGAUUCCAGAGAAUAUUAACGUUAUCGAUAAAGUGAACCAGUACGAGCUGUUUACCGAGUCGCGACAAUCUCAAAAUACGCCGCUGCUGCGUCGUCAACUGGCCCAACUGACCAUUUUGGAAAUUUCUGUGGAGAGAUUUCGGCACGGCCAGGGCCAGUUCCUGCUGCCGCUGCUGUACGAUGAGUUUAAUAGUCCCCAGCGUGAUUUGAACUCGGAAAAUACCAAACGCAGUCCCAGCGAAGCCCGUCGACUGGUGAACCAAAUGAUGGAGCUUUUAGGUACGCUAGAGCUGACCAUCGAUAGUGGGGCGACUCUGACUGAUGAUAAACGGAAACUGAUCCUCAACAUGAUGGACUUGCUUAACCAGUUGGAGACGCUGCUCCCACCGGGACUGGCCCUGGACCACCGCCUGCUGAUCAUGGCGAUGAUGCUGACCCUCGACGCUAUUGGCCAACGGCUCGAUGAAUCACCCAAGAAACCACUGCUGCUGCUGCUGCUGGUCCCUGAUAAUCGCAGAGCUCUGGUAUCGUCAAUGGGGAUGAAUAAGCGUGACCUGAUUCUGAACAUGAUGAGCACGUUGGCAACGCUAGACUUCCUGUUACCGCCUGACGAAGCCGCCGCUGCUGAAGUCCAGUUGAAAAAGCGGAAACUGGAAAAGCAUACUCGCACCACACAGCAACCGUUAGAGCGUAAACCAACGCUGUCCACCGUCACCCUGACUCUGGACCCAAGAAAACGGUACCUGUGGUACGAAGAUGAGCAACAGCCUACGCUGAUGGCGGAACUGCCUCCAUUGCCACCACCAGCACUGGCACAACUGCCGAUGACCCACGCCAGUUUUACUAAGCGGGCAGUGCUGGACGACUUGGGAGAAGAUUUAAUCGAUGAAAUCAACCAGCUUCCUGAAGAUUUCGACUUUGAAGAGCACGAGCGCACCUCGUCGCAAGUGACGCUGCCGCUGCUGGGGUUCUUUAGGCUGAACCUGUACAAAAAUAAGCCGAUCAAGGCAUUGGUGGACGCCCGCUACCCGCUGAAUAAGAUCGAGACGGCGCUGAAGACAGUGACGUUCUAUAAAAAAGCCACCAGCGCCAUGGAGAGACUGAGACUGACGAGUCGGGCGACGCUGUUACGGCUGCAAAACUCGUUUGCCUCGGUGACUGAAGAAGAUGAAGGCGACGACAACACGGGGCUGUGGAAGUCGCACGACUUGCCGCCGCUCCCGUUCACGUUGGACCCUAAGUUCACCCACCACCAUAACUUGCUGGGGGCCAAUUUGCAUACCAUAUCGGAACAACGGUGA
Molecule: messenger RNA, 3849 nt
Organism: Diutina rugosa
Lineage: Eukaryota; Fungi; Ascomycota; Pichiomycetes; Serinales; Debaryomycetaceae
Exons: 1
Coding region: 1-3849 (1282 amino acids)
Source: RefSeq, a predicted model, not a curated record